AUGGCUGCGCCUCGCUCCGCGCCCCCGCGCCGCCCGCCCGCUCCGCGCCGGCCGCUGCCGCUGCCGCUGCCGCUGCUGCUGCUGCUGCUGCUGCUGCCGCUGCCCGCGCCAAGCCGGGGUCUGGGCCACCCUGCCGAACUGGCAUUUGCUGUGGAGCCAAAUGAUGAUAUUGCAGUCCCUGGACAGCCCAUGGUGCUGGGCUGCAGAGUGGAGGGUUCCCCUCCGGUGCAGGUCUCCUGGAGGAAGAACGGAGCAGAGCUGCCUGAGGGCGCCCGCUCCACCCUCAUGGCCAACGGCUCCUUGCUGAUCCACCACUUCCGGCUGCAGGAAGGAGGUGGCCCUUCAGAUGAGGGUGACUAUGAAUGCGUCGCUCAGAACCGCUUUGGGCUGCUGGUCAGUCGGAAGGCUCGUAUCCAGGCUGCAACCAUGUCAGACUUCCACGUGCACCCCCAGGCUGUCGUGGGUGAGGAGGGCGGUGUUGCCCGCUUCCAGUGCCAAAUCCAUGGGCUUCCCAAGCCCCUGAUCACGUGGGAGAAGAACAGAGUCCCCGUUGACACGGACGAUGAGAGGUACACAUUACUGCCCAAGGGGGUCCUGCAGAUAACGGGCCUCCGGGCCGAGGACAGCGGCGUCUUCCAUUGCGUGGCCUCAAACAUUGCCAGUGUGCGAGUCAGCCACGGGGCGAGGCUCACCGUGUCAGGCUCAGGCUCUGGGGUCUACAAGGAGCCCACCAUCCUCGUGGGGCCUGAGAACCUCACCCUGACGGUGCACCAGACCGCUGUGCUGGAGUGUGUCGCCACGGGCAACCCUCGCCCCAUUGUGUCCUGGAGCCGCCUGGAUGGCCGCCCCAUUGGGGUGGAAGGCAUCCAGGUGCUGGGUACGGGAAACCUCAUCAUCUCAGAUGUGACUGUCCAGCACUCAGGUGUCUAUGUCUGUGCCGCCAACAGGCCUGGCACCCGGGUGAGGAGGACAGCCCAGGGCCGGCUGGUUGUACAAGCCCCGGCAGAGUUUGUCCAGCAUCCCCAGUCCAUCUCCAGGCCGGCCGGGACCACAGCCAUGUUUACCUGCCAGGCUCAGGGUGAGCCACCCCCUCACGUCACAUGGCUGAAGAAUGGACAGGUGCUGGGGCCAGGGGGCCACGUCAGGCUCAAGAACAACAACAGCACACUGAGCAUUUCUGGAGUUGGUCCUGAAGAUGAGGCCAUCUACCAGUGCGUGGCUGAAAACAUCGCUGGCUCAUCGCAAGCCAGCGCCAGGCUGACCGUGCUGUGGGCCGAGGGGUUGCCAGGCCCCCCACGCAACGUCCGGGCUGUCUCUGUGUCCUCCACCGAGGUUCAGGUGUCUUGGAGUGAGCCUCUCGCCCACACCAAGGAGAUCAUUGGCUACGUCUUGCACAUCAGGAAGGCUGCUGAUUCACCCAAACUAGAGUAUCAGGAAGCUGUCAGCAAGAGCACUUUUCAGCAUCUGGUGAGAGACCUUGAGCCCUCCACAGCCUACAGCUUCUACAUCAAAGCCUACACACCGAGGGGGGCCAGCCUAGCCUCUGUCCCCACCCUGGCCAGCACCCUGGGGGAAGCCCCCGCCCCACCCCCGCUAUCAGUGUGCUUGCUGGGCAGCUCCUCUUUGCAACUGCUGUGGAAGCCCUGGCCACGGCUGGCCCAGCACAAUGGUGGCUUCAAGCUGUUUUACCGCCCAGCCAGCGCAGCCUCCUUCACUGGCCCCAUCUUGCUGCCCGGGACCGUCUCCUCUUACAACCUCAGCCAGCUUGACCCCAGCACUGUGUAUGAGGUGAAGCUCCUCGCCUACAACCAGCAUGGAGAAGGAAAUGCCACGGUCCGGUUUGUGUCUUUGAAGGGAGCUUCUGAGAGGACAGUCUUGAGUCCCCCCUGUGACUGCUGGAAGGAAGAUGUCAGCAACCAUUCAUCCGCCACAGGCAUUGUCGUCGGCAUCCAUAUCGGAGUCACCUGCAUUGUCUUCUGCGUUCUCUUCCUCCUGUUUGGCCAAAGGGGCAGGGUCCUCCUGUGUAAGGAUGUGGAGAACCAGCUCUCCCCUCCCCAGGGUCCCAGGAGCCAGAGGGACCCUGGUGUCCUGGCCCUGAAUGGAGGGAGCAGAGGAGAUGGGGGCCAGCUCGGCCGAGACACCAAGGACUUGGAGCAGCUAUCUCCCCCGGCUGGGUCACCUGGGCAGCCGGGCUCCAGACCCACGGGCCUCUCAGCCUCUGCUCUGUGUGAGGAGACCCAGCUCUCCAUGGUGCAGCUUCGAGACUUCAACCUUGUGUCUGGGAGGACGACGGAGGCCAAAUCUCCCUGUGCGGGGCCUGGGCUGGCCCCAGAACCCCAGGAUGUAGGCCCUGGCCUGCUCAGUGAAGGACAGACUGCCCAGCCUCCAGCAGCCCCAGCUUCCCAGUGAGCUCACUGAGACAAGAGCCAGCGUUUGGUGUGUUCCCGAGGGGCGGCGCCCCAUUCUCAGGUCGAAGGCAAGGUUUUUCCUGUUCCUGUGGGAUUUGGAUGGUUCUAGGAGCCCGCCACUGAAGGACAGGGUUCUCAAACCAUGGGAGCUGGUAGGCCCUGUUACAAACGGCAUCUCUCCACUAGAGCUAAUGCCCCUCACCAACGCCUGCGGCCCACAGGACUUCUAAUGAAACGAAAGUUUUCCUUUAAAAAUCAAAAAUUUAACAUCAAAAAUGAGAGAGAAAGGAGAGGGACUGAAUUAUACUCAGAAAUACGUCCCUGCUGUGGCCUGUCCCUGAUGCCAUCACGCAGCUCUGACCUUGUUUUCUCAGGGUGGAUUUUAGCUGUUUUGACUCUCAGCACCUACCUCAGCCGGAAUGAAUGUCCUUGGGGGCUAGUGGGGCAGUCGCCUCAGCCCCCUGCCCCACAGAGCCCAAAUGCACUCCUACCUCAAGCCCCUUUAUGGGUACCCCGCCCUCCCCAUUGUUGCCCAGAGAAAAAGAAGAAAAACAAAAACAAAAACAAAACAAAAAAACAACAACCCCCCCCCAACUCCAAGUGUGAAAGAAACCGUCUACCUCAACCUCAAGGCCCUCUAUGUGGGCCUGUGUUGUCACUGGACCCUCCUGGGCCUCCUCCUCCCCUAGCCUUGCCUACCUCCCCCCAAUAGAGGAGGCUGUAGCUAAGUGACCAUGGGGGCUUACAGAAACAGAGAUGAAAUUGGUCAGAGAGAAAAUGUGAAACAAGCCAAAAAAGGAAGAGGAAAGUUGCUCCUUGAAAUAUAGACAUUGUUGUCCCAAACUGUUCACCUCCCUGCUGCCCCCUGUACACCAUCCCCUGUGUCUACCCACUCUUGUUCUGACCUUCUCAGACAACCCGCUGGCCAUCUGGAUACUUGUAGUCCUCCCUGCCUGGGCCUGGGGAAGGUAAGACAGACCCUGGAGGCUCAGUCCCGCUCAGACACGGAGCCCGCCCCUGGGAUGUGCUGCAUUGUGGGGAGCUGGGUGCUCCCGACAGAGGCACUCCAGCCUUCUGUGACUGAGGUAACCUGCCCUGUCAGCAGGGGUGGCCAGGAGUUAUUUUUGUAUGAGGUGU
Messenger RNA from Psammomys obesus (fat sand rat), 3545 nucleotides. RefSeq names its product immunoglobulin superfamily DCC subclass member 3 (gene Igdcc3). Gene Ontology annotation, biological process: cell-cell adhesion; axon guidance. Gene Ontology annotation, molecular function: protein binding. NCBI's taxonomy places the organism in Eukaryota, Metazoa, Chordata, Mammalia, Rodentia, Muridae. Bases 1 to 2409 code for a protein of 802 amino acids. The record is from RefSeq and is a predicted model, not a curated record. Gene Ontology annotation, cellular component: plasma membrane; axon. The transcript is spliced from 14 exons.